Tetrahymena thermophila SB210 is the source of this 2733-nucleotide messenger RNA. RefSeq lists its product as hypothetical. The record is from RefSeq and is a predicted model, not a curated record. Lineage: Eukaryota; Ciliophora; Oligohymenophorea; Hymenostomatida; Tetrahymenidae. The transcript is spliced from 6 exons.
AUGAGCAUUAAUGCAGAAAGAAGCAGAGAAAUUGCUGGCGGAAAUUCUAGAAAUUCCACAGAUUUAGAGUCAUAUUAAAAAGCUAACACUAUAAAUUCGAUAUCUAACAACGCAAAUCUAAAAGAUUUUAAUUAGAGUUUCAAAAUUAGAGAAUUCGAGUGGUUUGAGGUAGAAACUAAAAUAAGGAAAUUUGUGAAUGAGUUACUACAACCAACGAUUAAAAAAAUAUCAAUAGAUAAAAAGAUGCUUGAUGAUAUAAAUGAUAAAAUAGACAAAAAUAAUGAUUCAGUAAAAUGUCUUCAUGAUAUUAUUCAUUACAAUAAUGAUGGUGUUAAAGUCAUAGAUAAUAUAUAUUAAAAAAUAGCUACCACAAACUCAAAUUUAGAAAUUCUCAAUAAUAAACAUAAUUAAUAAUAAGAAAGGAUACUGUAGUUCGAAUAGAAUUUACUAAAAGAUUUUCAGCACAUAAAAGAUGAAAUGAGAGAAGUUCACAAAUCUAGAGAUAAAUUUUAAGAAGAUAAGAAUAGUUUAAUUGAAUAUUUUGAGAGCUUUAAAAAGAACACUCAGGAUAUUAUCAGCUCUUUAAAUAAAGAAAUUACUACUUCCUCAUAGUGGACUAAGCAAGAGUUCUCUAAAAGUUGGGAGCAUAUUUUGAAGAUCGAUCACUAAACUAACUAAAACACACAAGAAAUAUAAAUUCACAAUUCAAAAAUUAAUGAAAUUUUUGAGAAAUUAACAUAAAUUAAUUUAAAAAACUCAAACUUUGAGCAGAGUAUGGAAUAAGCUAAUAAAGCUAUAUCAAUAAUGUAAAACAAUAUAAAUACAGCCAAGAAACUUACUAACAAAAUUGAAGAACUAAUGAAUAAAUUUAAAAUGGUUGAAAAUUAUAUUGAAAAAUACAGUUCUUUGUAUGUCCAAGGCUAAAUUUCUGAUACUCUCUUCAGUGUACUUGAUAAGAGCUCUAAAAGGAAACUUAUUUAAUAUGAAGAUAAAGCUUUUGCAGCGAUGAAUUAAGUGAUUUUAAAUGAUGAUGGUAUUCCUAAUUUAAACUAAAAAAUUGAAGAAAGUAUUAACUAUUUAGAGAAAAUAGUCAAGAGAAAUGCUAAAUAUUUGUAAUAAAAAAAUGGCAACACUGAUGACCCUUAUCCAUUUCCUUCUAAUUAAAAUGAAAUCUCUAUCCCUUUUGGAUUUGUAGAUACCUUUAGAUAAAAUAGUAAUGGAAUUGAUUCUGUUGACGAAGACAAUUUUAACUAUGAACAAAAAUCUUUAAGUCCUUUCUCAAAUAACACUAUCCAACCUUAAAAUGUUAAUAUUGAAGUACGUGUUUAAAGAAAUAAUAGUAGUAGUAGUAAUAGAAAUGCAAGUAGCAGUAAUAACAAUAACAUAGCUUCUUAAAAUUAAGUUAUAACUCCAGUAAAUAAUACAAACAACAGUAAUAAUAAUAAUAACAAUACAACUAUUUAAGCUUAAAAUAAAGUAAAUACUUAACAUUCAAAGAGGUCUUCUCUUAAUAGCUUAAACUCGUAGUAGAAAUACGAUAUUAGCAAUAGGUAAUUUGCAUAACUAAAAUUAAUGAUUGACUUAGAAGUAUAAAGAAUGAAAGAAGCAAUUGAAAAUAAAACUACAAAUUUAUAGAAUGGACUUCUAGAAAAUGAAGAAAUUAUGUAAAUUAAUAUAUCUAAAAUAUAAGAAGAAAUGGAGAAGGGUAUAAAUGUUCUUAAGCAGUAAAACAACAACGUCUUGCUCGAAACAGGGGUCUUAGAUAAAAAAAUAACAGGAAUCUGGAAUGAGCUGGAAAAAAUAGUUAACACUUUCAAUAUUUUAAGUGAAACAGUUCAUAAAUUAAUACAUUUCAAUACCUUAAGCAACUCGCUUGUUCUUUAAGAUGAGCUCGACAAGCAAAGCAUAGCUCUAUAUGGUUUUAGAUCAAACUUUAGUGAUGAUCCAAAAAUGGUAAAAACUCUCAGAAAUCCUGCAAUAAUGGCUUCUUCACCUGGAACUACUUCAAAUGUUGCAUAAAAAACCAUAUCAAAAGGAGCUUUCCCAAAUUUAAUUUUAGAUCAAAACUGUAUCAGCUGUAGCGGUUAAUCUGCUCAAAUAAAUUAAGCUUUUAAAAUGGCUUGUUUAGCUUAUAAUCCUUCUACAGUUAACAUAGAUGGCAGAAGCUACAAAAGAGAGGAAGUCUUAGAAGUUGCAACACGUUUAUUGCAAGCAGCUCGUUAAUAAUAUGGUCUGAAGUAAAAUGUUAAUGAUUUUUAAGAACUCUCUUAAAUUGAAUCCUCCUCAUAAAAUGAUGUGCUAGACGUAUCAUUAAAUAGAACCGAUUAAGCAAAUUAAAAUAACGAAUAAGUCAAUGAAGAAAGUAAUAAGCAAGCUCCAACAAAUUUUAGCAAUAAAAUAAUUAACAAUAGUGCCAUAAACACAUAAAAUUCUGCUUUGGACAAUGUAAGAACUGCAAUUACUUAAAAUAGCACAAGCAGCUUUUCCCAUAAUGGAAGAUUUUAUAUAAAUUCUUAACUUUCAAACAAUGAUUAGUAGUAAUUUAGAACAAACUAUGCUAAUACCUCACAGAACAAUGCUUCAUUUUUAAAUUAACAAAGUAAAAUUUAAAACAUACUUCCUUAGCUAGAAGGAUUAAAGCCUAGAUCUAGAGCAAUUUCUAAAAACAAAUCAAUUUAAAAUAAUUAAUAAAGAAUAGGCUCUUCAUAAAGAAGAGAGCAUACACAUCAUUGA